Messenger RNA from Gossypium raimondii (Peruvian cotton), 3411 nucleotides. RefSeq names its product E3 ubiquitin ligase PQT3-like. Lineage: Eukaryota; Viridiplantae; Streptophyta; Magnoliopsida; Malvales; Malvaceae. The coding region runs from base 750 to 3263 and encodes 837 amino acids. The record is from RefSeq and is a predicted model, not a curated record. Gene Ontology annotation, molecular function: zinc ion binding; ubiquitin protein ligase activity; nucleic acid binding. The transcript has 15 exons. Gene Ontology annotation, cellular component: nucleus. Gene Ontology annotation, biological process: ubiquitin-dependent protein catabolic process; protein ubiquitination; mRNA processing.
GUGGAGCCUCGGACCAAAUUCCCAUUGCUUUAUCUCUCUUUGAAACCCUCCCCAAACCCAAUCUCAAUCCCAAACCCUAGAGCUGCAUGAUGAUCGCUAAUCCUUUCCGUCUCUCCAAUCUUUGAUUGAGCUUCUCCAACAUUUUUAAUAUUCCCUAUUCGAUUUUGGCUUUUCUGAAUCUCAACCUUCGACGCUGCCGUGUUUUUCUUUGAAGAUCGAUCGGUGGUGGGAUUGUCUGUCGAAGAUUACUUUUGGGUCGAGUUUUAGAAGAUCUGGAUCAGCGGAGAAUUGAUUGUUUCGGACCCAUUUUUCUAAUAAAACAAUCGAAGAGCUCGUGUGAAUUUGACGAAUGGCUAUGGCCAAGUGGAUUUUUAAUAAUUCCUUGUGAUUUGCCCUGAUAUUUUUGGGAACUUCUGGAUUCGCUUACAAAUUCGAAAAAGAUCGGCGGUUUUUUGAUAAAAUUCUGGAGAAACUGUAAGGAUAGAUUUCUUGAAGAGAGAGCUUCGGAUUUUCCAUCGGCGAGGAAUCACGAGUUUGGUUUGAUUUCUUUUAGAAUUAAGAAAAAAAUAAAGAAUUUUUGUACUGUUCAAUUUGGUUUUUUCCUUUUUCUUUUUUGAAUAUCAGGCCUAUAUAAAUAUUUUUUGGAAGGCCAAUAAAUAAGCUAAUUACAUUGUUUUUUUAUUAAUUUAAUUUUUGUUCAUCAUCAUCUUCAUCAUCAUUAUUACUAUUAAGAGGAAAAGAAAGGAAAAAUGGCUGUUUAUUACAAGUUUAAGAGUGCAAGAGACUUUGAUUCAAUUGCCAUGGAUGGUCCAUUUAUAAGCGUUGGUACUUUGAAAGAAAAAAUAUUUGAAUCAAAGCACUUGGGCAGGGGUACAGACUUCGACCUCGUUGUCACUAAUGCCCAAACUAACGAAGAAUAUCUUGACGAAGCAAUGUUAAUCCCAAAAAAUACUUCUGUUUUAAUUCGCCGGGUUCCUGGAAGGCCUCGCAUGCCUAUUGUUGCUGCUCAAGAGCCUAAGGUGGAAAAUCAGACUAAAAAUGCUCAACUUGAAAAGAUAAACUUUCUGGAUGCUGAGUCAUCUGUCCCAAAAUAUACUGAAGACACUGAAUGGGAUGAAUUUGGAAAUGAUUUAUAUUCAAUCCCUGAAACGCUGCCAGUGCAGUCUAGCAAUCCAGUUCAUAAUGCUCCCCCUUCUAAUAAAGCUGAUGAAGACAACAAGAUUAAGGCUUUAAUUGAUACUCCUGCCUUGGACUGGCAGCGCCAAGGUGCAGAUGGUUUUGGACCUGGAAGAGGCUUUGGAAGGGGUAUGGGUGGAAGGAUGGGUGGGCGUGGUUUUGGAUUGGAACGCAAAACACCUCCUCCAGGUUAUGUUUGUCACCGCUGUAAGGUGCCAGGGCAUUUUAUUCAGCACUGCCCCACAAAUGGUGAUCCAAACUAUGAUAUCAAAAGGGUAAAGCCUCCUACUGGCAUUCCAAAGUCGAUGCUAAUGGCAACUCCAGAUGGCUCUUAUGCAUUGCCGAGCGGAGCAGUUGCAGUUUUGAAGCCCAAUGAAGCUGCUUUUGAGAGAGAAAUUGAGGGCUUACCUUCCACUCGUCCUGUUGGUGACCUUCCACCUGAACUUCAUUGCCCAUUGUGCAAGGAAGUAAUGAAAGAUGCUGUUCUAACUAGCAAAUGUUGUUUUACGAGUUUUUGUGAUAAAUGUAUAAGAGACCACAUUAUCUCAAAAUUAAUGUGUGUAUGUGGGGCUUCCAACAUACUGGCCGAUGAUCUUCUGCCAAAUAAGACCCUAAGAGAUACAAUUAAUCGCAUAUUGGAGUCUGGUAACAGCAGUGCCGAUAAUGCUGGAAGCACUUUUCAAGUUCAAGAUAUGGAAUCUGCUCGAUGUCCACAGCCAAAAAUUCCAUCUCCUACUGCAUCUGCUGCAUCAAAGGGAGAGCAGAAGCCAGUGUCUGCUAAGGAAGAAUGUCCUGAUGUGUACGAUAAAGCUAAUGAGGUUAAGGUAGCUAUUCCUCAGCAGGUCUUGGAGAAAGUUAAGGUUGUUAAGGCUGCUGAUGCAUCUGAGGCUACACUGGAAUCAAUGAGUGUGAAGGAACCUGCAUCACAAGGGAGUGCCCCACUAGCAGAGGAAGAAGUGCAACAAAAGGUGGCUUCUGGAGAUGCAGGGAAGAAAAAGAAAAAGAAGAAGGUCCGUUUGCUAGCAAAUGAGUUGCAAUGGAAAACCCCUCAGGAUCUUGCAGCUGAGAACUAUAUGAUGUCUAUGGGUCCUUCAGCCUAUAACCCUUACUGGGCUGGUAUGCAGCCAGGAAUGGAUGGGUUUAUGGGUCCUUAUGCUGGUGCGAUGCCUUAUAUGGGGGGCUAUGGACUAGGUCCAUUGGACAUGCCAUUUGGAGGUGUAAUGCCUCCAGAUCCUUUUGGCACUCAAGGGUACAUGUUUCCUCCUGUCCUGCCUCAGAGAGAUCUUGCCGACUUCGGAAUGGGUAUGAAUGUUGCCCCACCAAUCAGGAGCAGAGAGGAAUUCCAGGCUCGGCAAGCUGAUUUGCGGAGGAGGCGUGAAAAUGAGAGAGGAGGUGAAAGGGAUUUCUCCAGAGAUCGGGAAUUUGGUAGAGAAAUGAGCAGCAGUGGUGAUUUUUCUUCAUUGAAACCAAAAUCUAAGCCUACCCCACAAAUGUUAGGUGGUGACCAUCGCCAUGAACACCCACGGCUCCAAUCAGAGAGGACCUCUCAUGAACACUCCAUGCGGGACCAUGAAGCACCUCCCCGCCCUACAAAGAGAAACCCUGACCAGCAUCAUGAUCGUGAUCAUGACCGUGAUCGCCAUCAUCACCAUCGACCUGAGUCUUCCAAGCUUGCCCCUGAAACAGUCACCAAAGCCACUUCCACGACUGCUACUGCAGCAAUGGAUAAGAGUCAAAAGACAAGUGUGUUUUCUCGCAUUAGCUUUCCCGAAGAGCACAGCAAGAAACGCAGACUAUCUUCGGAUGUACCUGCAUCUUCUGGCCAUCACAAGUCAACUUCCAAUGGAUACUAUGAUGACUACAAGACUAGUUCAGCAGCCCCAAAGGCAAUUUCUGGUACCAGCGGGGGUGGUAGGAAGAGCAGUCGUAGCAAUGCUGUAGAUUAUGAAUCUAGUGAUGAUGAUAGACAUUUCAAAAGGAAGCCGUCGAGGUAUUCACGGUCACCAUCAUCUGAGUGGAUAGAACAACCACGGCACUCUAGAGGAUCCAAGGAACGCGAGCGUAGCAGCUAUAAUAAACAUAGAUAAAAGAGUAAAUAAUAAUAUUAGAGUUUGUAACGCUGCGAGUGCUGUGAAGGAGCAGUCGCAAUCUCAUACUUUUGGACUUAUACUUUUAAUAAUUAUAUGACAUAAAAGCUUUUUGCUUGCUUUGCAAUUUAAAAUCCGUAAUUAUGAA